Odontomachus brunneus is the source of this 1526-nucleotide messenger RNA. Its product is annotated as zwei Ig domain protein zig-8-like. Gene Ontology annotation, biological process: synapse organization. The transcript is spliced from 7 exons. Bases 286 to 1284 code for a protein of 332 amino acids. Gene Ontology annotation, cellular component: neuron projection membrane. NCBI's taxonomy places the organism in Eukaryota, Metazoa, Arthropoda, Insecta, Hymenoptera, Formicidae. The record is from RefSeq and is a predicted model, not a curated record.
AAUCGGGAGCUUUCAAACCCCGCAGCAGUCAGUCGGCAGCCGCCCGUGCUGUACCAACCGGGGGUGAUAUUUUCCGCUCUCGCAAAGUUCGUCUCUCCCGACACCAUUGUAAAAAAAAGACUUGACACGGGCUCGUGACGUGUAGUAACCGGCAGAUUUACAACGAACAUAGAGAACGGAGUCUUCCUUCGCAAAACGCGCGGACACCCCUCGUCCGCCUCGUCGACGAUUGUCUGACUAUAUAUUCGCAAAAACUGCGGGGGAUGCGAGACACGGUGACGGGCGAUGACGAGACAAGCGUGGGGGUCGAGAUUCCUCCUCGUUCUGGCGACGAUCACGAUCGUUAUCGCCAAUUAUCAGCGACAUCGCGACAGAUCACACCUGCGCGAGCAGCUUGUUAACGGCCACAAAAUCACCAGGAAUAUCACUCAACUGCAAGAGGAGAUAACCGCCAAUCUGCCUCCUUUGCGAGUCCCGCGUUUGCGGCAUCAUCGUGUCACAGAUUGGAAUCCGUACUUCGAGAAUGCAGACGGCCAGGGUAUCAACGGAUCGCAGAAUGUGGCGCUGCAUCUUGGCGCGACAGCCCUUCUCGACUGUCGCGUGGCCAUGCUCUCCGGCAAAAAGGUCAUGUGGCUGCGACGGAACGCCGACUGGCCAUCCCUUUUGACUCUCGAUAACACUACUCAUAUAUCGGACUCGAGAUACAGCGUGAGAUUCCAGUAUCCGAACAACUGGAGACUGGCCAUCUCCGGCGUGCGAAGGGAGGAUCACGGAGUGUACGUCUGCCAAGUGAACACACACCCGCCGCGGAUGCUGGUCACGAACGUCACCGUUCUCGCGCCGGAUAUUAGAAUCGUCGACGAAGCCAGACACGAGCUGCGAGACCGAUACUACAAGACCGGAAGCGGUAUCGAGUUAUCGUGCGUCGUCCGACCAUCCUGUCCCGACUCGAGAGUACCGUAUCCCGUCUGGCGGAAAAAUGGUGAGAUGUUGCCGGAUCACGUCAACGUUUAUCACGUUAAUGGAUCGAACGAGGACGUGAUAACAAGAGUCUACAUCGAGCGAGCGAAAAAGACUGACAGCGGAGAGUAUACGUGCUCAGUGAGCCAAUUCAGCACGACCGCGGUGCACAUUCACGUCCUAAAUGGUGAAAAACAAGCUGCGGUACAUCACGACCAAUGGAAUGCAGCGCGCGCCGCCAACCAUCACGUGGGUUUCGCCGAGUUUUACGCGGUGUUCGCCAAUUUUCUCCUUCACAUGUGGCGAAGUUAUUACUCCCUGUGAAAACUUAUUUUUCACCGUCGCGCGCGCCAAGUUCAUAUAUCGCGCGCGAGUGUCAACCUCGAUGAUAUUCCCAUCGAUAUCCGCGCGAUAACGUGCUUCAAAGCGACCUCGACGAGAUACGAGUUCUCACGAUUCAUUCGCUCAUUCAUUCGUACAUACACGACGUCAUUACUACAUGAAACACACGAACUGUGAACACUGAAUGAAUUUGUGUCAGUAUUACAACGCUAAAUAAACUGAAU